Messenger RNA from Trypanosoma cruzi, 2985 nucleotides. RefSeq lists its product as uncharacterized. The transcript has a single exon. The record is from RefSeq and is a predicted model, not a curated record. Lineage: Eukaryota; Euglenozoa; Kinetoplastea; Trypanosomatida; Trypanosomatidae. The coding region runs from base 1 to 2985 and encodes 994 amino acids.
AUGAAUCGUCUCAACGUCGAGGAGGCAACUCGCGAGGAACUCAUUGCCGUUGUGAAGCAGCUAUAUCAGCAGUUGCGGCAACAACGUACGAGCUCAGAGCGUGUCAAGGAACUCGAGAAACAGGUAGAACAAUUGAAACAAAAACUGCGUGAGAAAGAGAGCGCAGUGCAGGAUUUAGCAAAACAGAAUGCCAUUUUCUCAGAGAAGUCUGUAGCGGAUGAAGAAACAAUCAGUGUUUUAAUCAAACAGUUAGAAGAAAUGAAUGUGGGGGAUAACAACCAGGCGUUCAGCGACGACAUCGUGGAGGCGCGUGCGGUCCCCGCAAAGGCUGCACCCUCAAGUCCCAGAGAAAAGUGGACGACUGGAGGCAAGGUCGUACAGGCAUUAGUGAAAGGAUCGGGGGGCGGUGGUAGUGGUGUCACGGAAGGUGCCCGUGGAGACUCCUCGACAGCCUUCAAUGCAGCAACGAUCAUUGCACAGAAAAACAAUGAAUUGGCUAUACUUGAAAAGAAAGUACGUGAACUCACGGAAGUCAACACAUUUUACACGGCUAUUGUCUUGCGCCAUGACGAAGAACAAAUUCAGGGGGUAUUGAAGGAUAGUCUCUCCAAAAAGGAACCGAGCGCUGUGACAGAUAUUGAAAUCACUUCAUUACAUGAACGUAUUGGUUUCUUGGAGAAUGAGCGAGAUAAUUUGCAGCGGGUCGUGCGUCAACAGAAUCAGGAGAAGCAGGUCCUCAUGAAGGAGCUUCAAGAACACCGUGAAGAGCUUUCUCGUUUGGAGCUGGAUCUGGUGGCGGCGGAACGCUGGAAAGUAUCCUUAGCUACUCCCUCUGAGACAGUAGAAGGCAUGCCCUCCGUUCAUAUCUCUUCCUCAGUACAAAGCGAAGAGUUUUCCCCAUUGCGAGCAUCGGCACAGUUAGUAGAUCAGAUUCAGCAUAAAAACAAGCGUGGUAAAUCCACGCUUAACAUACCCACUCGGCCCCGGGCUACCGACUCUCCAGUUGACACACAUACGCCACCACGUAAUCUCGCAAUCGGCAGAAGUCCGCAUUAUUUGGAUACACUUCCUGAGAUCCGUUUGUGGAACCCAUCUAAACAGGAGAAAAUUCUUUUGGAACGUGUCGAAUUGUAUCGUAAAUGCAUCGAUGAAAUGCAAGCUUUUGAAUUGGACCGUCAGCGGGGCUUCGAUGAAAUUGAACGUGCGCGUGCAGAGCUUUUCACCGAGAUGAACACGAAACUUGAGGAACAGCGUCGAGAGAUUUAUCGCCUAAACAAAAGGAUUGCCGAGUCCGUCAGUGUGUGCAGAAAAGAAGAAGAAAAAAAGAACUUGGAGCAGCGCCCCGUGAAUGAUGUUGUUACUUCACCCAUAGUGGAUUCUCUGCAAGAUGAGCAUGUUAGCAUGCCAUCUUGUGAGGCAUUCUCCUCGGUUUCCGCUGGGGUGAAUCGUAUGCUGAGAAAAGAGGGAGCUGAAUAUGAUCAUGCAGAAAAAAAAGCAAGAGAAGGAAACGACUACAUUGACGGAGAGGAUGUGAAUGUGGUUAAAGAAGUAUUGCUGGAAUUUUUGGGAGCUGCUGCUGCAUCAUCAGAGAUGAGUGUACCGGGGAAGGAAGAGGUGGAAAUGGCAGAGGAGAAGCAACUCACUAAAUUUGGCGGAGACGAUGAAGAUGUGAACAAACAGGAUAGCCCGUUGGAGGCAGAGACAGACGGGCUGCAGGAGAUUUACGAUUCAUCCUUACCAAAAGUGGACUGGGCAUGGAAGCUAAUGGAUAUGGCUGAAGAAAUUGGACGGUUAGGCAUCUAUUGCGAAGAGGGAGAAGAAGCGGUCGGAAUGUCGCUGCGGAGUCGAUCGGCCACUGCUGCGCUGGUAGCGGGGCUCACCGUGCAAGUCGCGGAAUCCUCAAAGAAGAUGGAGGUUCUUGAAACCGCGCUUGUUGAGAUGCGGGUCUCUGUUUCCUCUCUUGAGGGACGGGAACGAGAACUUGUGGCAGAGGUUGGACGAUUACAAGAGGAGAUGACAUCUAUGAUGGAAGCAGACAAAGUCAAGAAAAAAUUGACGGCGAAACGCGAGGUUUUCACCCCCUCCUUGACCGAUGUCGCUUGCACAGAAGAGCCCUGGGAGCCCCUGCAAUGCGUAUGCCAGGCGUACAGUGAAGUGGUAAAUGCACAGAUCGCACUUCUGCGUGCAGCUUCCGCCAUUGUCGCUGUACCCAAAAUUUCAGACGAGGAGUUUGAGAAUUUUUGCAAGGCACUGGAUGCUAUUGUGACGAAAGAUGAUCGCGUUAACAAUGGCAUCAACGAAAAGGAUGGAAGAGGCAUUCCCUCAAGCUUUAAGUUUGUUGAAGAAGAGGGUUCUGAAAAACAGCUGGGGAGGAAAUCUUCACCGUUAAAGACGGCACCGCUACAAUCUUCAGAGACAUCGACAUUUUACAUAAAGCACUCGCCUGGUCUUUUCUCUGCCCCAAUGGCGACUUCUGGGAGCGGAAAAAAAAAUGCCCAAACCGGCAACCAUUACUUAUUCUCUGAAUUCCCGUCGACCCAAGCAGCCGAUCCUCAAAGUGAAACCAGUGGAUUUUGCUUGGACAAAAGUCCCGCCGCGUUUUAUUUCACAUUGGAAAGUGAAAAUGAAAACGAUAAACGUUCCCCACCGCCCGCUGACGCGGCAGGAUCAUCUCCGCAGGAGACAUACCCCGCCUUCUUUGCAGAGAAACAUUCGCACAAAGCCUCCAAUGCAGCACCUAACAGAAGCAUUGCGUCACCUUUGGGUUCAGAGUCACCCGGACGAUUUGCACCGGAUCCUUUGGAUUAUUUCGUAAAAUCCCGUGAGAUGGGUAAAGAUACGCAACGCGACGGCAGCGUUCACGGUAACGCAACCAACGUGAAAAACUUUUUGGACCUCUUUGGCGCGGCACCUUCCGAAGAAUCACAUUCAAAGCAGGGGGGAGAUAACAACGCCUUUGUUGCCGAGUUUGAUCCCUUUGCUUGA